Molecule: messenger RNA, 414 nt
Organism: Meyerozyma guilliermondii ATCC 6260
Lineage: Eukaryota; Fungi; Ascomycota; Pichiomycetes; Serinales; Debaryomycetaceae
Exons: 1
Coding region: 1-414 (137 amino acids)
Source: RefSeq, a predicted model, not a curated record
AUGACCGAGAAUCUGGUACCUCAUCUGGAAUUGGUUCAGCUAGCUAAAAGAAAACAACAGAAGCAUGCUCAUGAAUCCAAGAUACUUGUGGAUCAGCUAAGGAAGACGCUUCAAGCUAUAGUGCAAGCCAACUCCAACGAGAUGGGAGUAAGUGCUCCGCCAUUACUAGACAAAAUAGCCACUAUUCACGAGCUUGAUAAAGAGAUAGACAGACAGCUAAACAAUGAUAUAGCCAUGAGUUUUGAAGAGCUUAUGAAUGUAAAGUCACGGCUUCAACGGCUUAUCGAACGAAGUAAUAAAAAGUUACAGUAUGACGAUGACAAAACGAUUGUGGAUGAGAUGCAGCGACGGGCGGAGUUGAUAGAUCAAGAGCUUAGAAUAUUCGAGCUUACUAUGGAGCUAGUACGUAAAUAA